Molecule: messenger RNA, 549 nt
Organism: Macrosiphum euphorbiae (potato aphid)
Lineage: Eukaryota; Metazoa; Arthropoda; Insecta; Hemiptera; Aphididae
Source: the annotation of a GenBank genome assembly
AUGGAACAACGGACAUCAACAAUGUAUAUACUUGAUAGAGCUGCAUCAGAAUUAAGUGAUGGAAAUACAAGGCAAUUUUACUAUAGCAAUCGCUCUUACAGUUACCGAAAACAAGGUAACAAUGUUAGAGAAAUCAAAUCUAUGGGUAGUAAUAAAACUGAACGAGCCUGUCCAUCGUUGCUAAAAGUUACUAUUUCCAAAUUUGAUGGAAAAGUGUCCACAUCAUUUUGGAAAACUCACUGUGGGCAUAAACUAGAAAUUGGUCGAAUUCGGUUGGAUGAUGAGACAAGAACAAUUAUUGCCGAAAAACUAAAGGAGGGAGUUACUUUUAAUCGUGUGUUAGAUGCUAUUCGUGAGGCUGAAAUAUCUCCAGAUACUUUUAAUCGUUCAUGCCUCUUGGAACGUCAAGAUUCAUAUAAUAUAGCACGUGAUUUUAACAUAGAUUAUGCAACGAAACGAGAUUCAAAAGAUAGUAUUAGUGUAAAACUAUGGGUCACUGAAACGAAAUUAUUAUGUUUGCAGUACUAUACUAUAUUUCUAGUAACCUAG